Symbiodinium natans is the source of this 348-nucleotide messenger RNA. NCBI's taxonomy places the organism in Eukaryota, Dinophyceae, Suessiales, Symbiodiniaceae. The record is from the annotation of a GenBank genome assembly.
AUGGGUGGAGUAUACCGCGAGGAUCUUGCGCACUCCCGGCGGCAAGCCAACCGCUUCUACUUGGUGGCACAGGACGGUGAGGACCUGGAGCUCCUUCGCCAGAGGGCGCGCAGCCUGCGAGCGCUGGGACUGGAGCCCCCGCGCGCCCAUCACUUCACGCGCUUGGCGCGUGAAGGUCAGAACCCUCACAGCCCUGGCAGUCUCCAGGUCUUGAGUCCAUCCCUAGGAGCUUCUCGAGGCACAACGAGCGGCACCUCGGAAGACGGUGCCUCCACCGCAGACCGGCUCGCGGACCGUCGCUCCAAGGACUCGGUGGAGAACUCCGCGGCUGGGCGUGGGAGCCUUUAA